Ogataea polymorpha is the source of this 1306-nucleotide messenger RNA. RefSeq lists its product as uncharacterized. The transcript has a single exon. The annotation marks the transcript as partial. Lineage: Eukaryota; Fungi; Ascomycota; Pichiomycetes; Pichiales; Pichiaceae. The record is from RefSeq and is a predicted model, not a curated record.
AGAAGAGGCGAUGCUGCCAUGGGACGAGGAACCAGUUGACUCGCUUCCUUGGGAGACUGAUGGUCCAUCCGAAUUAUUGCCUAAGGAAGAGUCUCCGGAGCAACCCCAGGAAAUAGCUUCGGAGCCACCUCUGGCGCAAUCGAUGGAAAAGGUUGCAGAGCAGUCUUUGGAACAACCUCAAAAGGAGAUUUUUCCAUGGGACGCUGAGUCCAGCGAGCCGCUGCCUUGGGAAGACCCCAAGGAGCAAGAUCCUCUGCCGUGGGAAGCAACUCCUGGCCCUGGAUCUGGAAAUGAAGCAAACGCGACUCAGAGGGUUCUGGACUCAACUGGUGUUGAAGGUGCUGAGGCUCCAAAAAAUGUCCCGUCCGUCGAAAAUAGCGACUUUAUGAGGAACGUACAGGAAGAAAAGCUUCAGGAGGCUAUUGAACAAGAUAUGACAGCAACCGGGAAACCAUCUGAGCCAGAAGAGGCAGCAAAGCCACAGGAAAAGCAACAUAUAGAGCCCAAGCUGGAUGACAAGUUGAGUUUCCUCGAGGAAGAUAACGAGCUCUUGCUGGACGAAGUUCUAGACGACGAUUUUUUGGAUGAUGAGCCGUCUUCCGCGCAAGUUACCAUCCCCGUUUCUCAGACACCUGCCCCUGGAUUGUCAAGACAAUCGCCUACUCCGGCAUUUGCAUCACGGUAUGCCCCACAGGGGUUCCAGACCACUUCACCACCGCCUGCUGUUCUGACACCCUCGUACACAAACUUCCAAGCUCCAUCGUUACAGCAGUCCCAUAUCAAGGAGAAACUGGAAAAGGAGAAAAAAAAGACGGACGCAUACGAUUUCCCUGCAGAACUGCUAGCCAAGCACGCUCCUGUCUCGAAAACGCCGGCUCCAAAGCAGAAUGUGUAUACUAUGAUCGAGCUUCAAAAAAGCCACGCACACAAUCCAGCCUCGCCGGCCUCGCAGUCAAAACCUCUGCCUCCACGGGCUGGCAGUGUCUCGUCGACUCGUUCAACGUCUCCACCUGGAAGAGCUACACUCAAACCACAAAAGAGCUUUUUUGAGGAGCUCCCGCUGCCAAGCAUUGCAACCCCUUCCUUGCAUCCCAAAAAUCCAUACCAACCAAAAUCACCUGCACUUUCACGAGCUAGUCCUUACUCUCCUGUACCUGCCAACGCGCAGCUAGCCGGCGUUAAUCAACCUCCAGCAGGCGCUGCUCAUCCUCCACCUCCUGUUGGUGGUCGGCCAAGAAAGUCUACCAAUCCGUAUGCGCCAGCUGAGGCCGGAGGGCACGCGAGAACGCCAUCUAAUACUCCCAAU